UACGUUGGCACUGGAAGAUUAGAUAAUUCUUCUAAUAAUGCGUUAAAUAAAUGUGGGUAAUAAAAUUUCAGUGCUAAGGAACCCAUAAACUUCCCUUCAGUUGGUAACCCUGUAUCUAAAAGAAUGGAAUUGUUCGUGCGUGUUGCUGAUCUAUGUGGCAGUGUACACCACAGAUAAAUACAAUGUUAUACAUGGUACAGAGAAGUGCAACGUUGAAUGGGGGCGGAAACAAGAAUUAGAAGAAGAACUUAAUAGGAGUGAUAGAGGGAAGAAGAAAGGUCUUUAGCGGUUUUUGAGUGGAGGUUGUUAUAAUGGAUCUCAGUAAUGAAAAUUUAUUAGAAGAAGGACCAGGAGCAGAUUUCCAAGGAGCCACGUUACAAAUACAUCAAGAUUCUUAUUUGUGUAGUCGUAGCCCUAGUAGCUUGGAGAACGAAGUAUCUGUUGCAAAACUUUCAGUGUCACCAGAUGCAUCCAGACUGUUGCUAGUUGAAAGAGAAGCAGGGAAAAGAGGUGGCAGCAUAGACGAGAACGGUUUAAAACCGGGAGUGUCAAGUGGUGUGGGUGUCGUUGCACCCAUUAUUUCAAUACCGAAAAGAAUCUCUGAAAAAUUUAAGAGGACAAGAUCAAAAAGUGAUACCCCAUUGCAAAGUAAUGCUAUUUGCCAGAAACCAAUAUUGGAAGAAGAUGAGGCAAAGUAUUUCUUUGCCUACAGGGAUAGUUUGGUACAGAAUGCUAUAAAGGAAUGCAUCUCUGGUCUUGUCACACCAGAUGAGGAUGGCGAAAUUCUUGGUUCAUGGCUGCUUACCGAAAUCAGCUUUUGGGAUCACGAGAAGGAACGGCUCAUUCUUCUGACGACGAAAGUACUUAUCACUGUAAAGUAUGAUUUCAUCGCUCUGAAACAGUUGGAAUUCCGGAAAGUAUCACUGGAUUUGGUGGAUACUCUAAUUAUUGGGGACCUCAUCUAUCCUUCAGGGUCAAUUGUACCAAGGCUGAAUGGUCUGACCUCGGGAGUGAUGACUGUGGUCAAGGGCUGCUUGUUAAGACCACUGCAAGAGCGAUGGACUCAAAGCAAUACUGAAAAAGACUUCUGUUCAUCUGCAUUUGACUACAUUAGUUUUGAACCCAGAUCGCGCAACAUUCGUGGGUUGAGGGCUAUGUGGAACAAUGGAGAACCCCUCACUUUUAUAAAGAAGUGGAAUCCUUUCAAUAACGAUAUACCAUGGACAACAUAUACAUCACAUCCACUUUUAUGGCGGAAAGAUUCCACAAAUUCUGCCAGUGAGAUAUAUGACAUCGAUGACUUUGCACAAAACAUUGUUUCGGCAGUGGAGAAAGCACAGACAAUAAACAUCAGAUCUUCUCAUUGCAAUAUAGAACAUAAACCUAUUGUCCUUGAGAACUAUGUAGGUAUUGGAUCGCUUAUUCAUAAUCGAAAUUCCCUUGGAUUUUUCAAAGUACGAGGCAAAUUCAGCUUUUAGUUCAGCUUAUUGUCAGGUAAAACAUUCCUUUUCUAAAAGUUUGUAUAUGUGUGGGACAGACUGGCAAUGAAAAUGUCACAUAAAAUAAUGUAUGCUUGAAGUUGUGUUUGUUUUAUCAAAUUCUUUAUCCUGCUUUAAGCCUCAAAAUUGUUGAACGCAUUUCUUUUGGAUUAACAUUCAUAAAAAAAUGUAGGUGUUUUAUAAUUAAUUAAAGUAUUUUGAUAUAUUAAAUAAUGUCCCAGUAAGAAGAUCCAUUUAUAGAUAUCUCUAGGUAUGUAAUAAGACAAAAUAAGAAUAGCUCAUCAUAUUUCUGUCUGUUUUCACUUCAUUUUACUUUAAUUGUCUUGUGGCUUUGUUUCCUUCAGAUUGAACACUUCACAAUAUUCCUUUUAACACAUCAUUCUGUGCAAUGCCAGUAAUUUUCAGUUCUCCCAGAUCUAAUGAAGUGUUAUGUGCUGGCAUGAACCCAGAAUGACCUGUAUACUCACUGCUUUGUGCUUCAGAACUGUCAUCUUCACAAUCUGUGUUCACUGCUUUUAAAACAAAGGACCUCAUUCUCAGUAGAGCUUUCUGUUUUGACGUAAAUACGUCUAUAAGGAAGGGUCAUUCGGCAAAAAAGUGUAACGAAAAAGUGUAACAAGUGUACGUAGGGAACGUCAUCUGUUUACUCGGCAUUAUUGUUACCUAGGAAACGUC
This is a messenger RNA of Zootermopsis nevadensis, 2174 nucleotides long. RefSeq names its product tumor protein p63-regulated gene 1-like protein. Lineage: Eukaryota; Metazoa; Arthropoda; Insecta; Blattodea; Termopsidae. Gene Ontology annotation, cellular component: cytoplasm. The record is from RefSeq and is a predicted model, not a curated record.